Spathaspora passalidarum NRRL Y-27907 is the source of this 1920-nucleotide messenger RNA. Its product is annotated as phosphatidate phosphatase. Lineage: Eukaryota; Fungi; Ascomycota; Pichiomycetes; Serinales; Debaryomycetaceae. Gene Ontology annotation, cellular component: actin cortical patch. Gene Ontology annotation, molecular function: phosphatidate phosphatase activity. Bases 1 to 1920 code for a protein of 639 amino acids. The record is from RefSeq and is a predicted model, not a curated record. The transcript has a single exon.
AUGGAACAGCAACAACGCACACCAUCCCCUGCCUCCCCAGAUGAACCAAUUCCUACUUCCAGGAGGCAAAGAUUGCUUGGUCUAGCGAGAGCCACUAGAGACACCUACAUUCCCAGAUUAUCCAAUUCUGUAAGCUCGUUAGCUUCCGGAUAUUCUCGUACAUUAAAUAAUAACCCGACUGAUGUAUACGACGAAGAAGGAAGAUUGAUCUUGCCUAGUGGAACUACUAUUCACCUUUUCCCUUCAUACACGCGUUAUCAGAAUGGCACCUACUACAUUGAUGUAAAAGGAUGGGUGUCGUGCCCCGGUUUAAUGACUAGAAAGAAUAGAUUGAUCCUAUCAUUAGCCAGACAAAUCACCAAGUACAAUAAUAACAACAGCACCCAAGCUUUGAAUCAAUGGCAAAGUGAGCUGAUCAAGCAAGAUAUCUUGAAUCCCGAAAAUGGUUCCGACACUGAAUCCGUCAACCUGGAAAGUAGCAGUGCUGAGCUACAAGCUUCCAGCCCGCUGUCGAAUGGUUCCAAUACUGAGGAUUUGAUUAAGGAAAGAUUGGCAUGCUUUAUAGCAAGAUCUAUCCCUAAUACCGAGAUUGAAAUUGUGGUUGGGUCCCAAGAGAGUAUUGAUAUUGUAGAUAUUGUCACUCAAACAGUCUUUACUGACAAUAAUGGCCAUUUUGAAACCACUCUCGAAGUCAACUAUAAACCAUCGGUAAUUCAAGCCAGAUCAGCUAAUACUGAAACUAUUUUUGCAUUUCAAGAUAUCCUCCUUAUGCCCAAUGGUGGUGUGGGUAUAAUAUCUGAUAUUGACGAUACGAUCAAACUCACGGGUGUCAUUGGUGAUAAGCGAGAACUUAUGACCAAUCUCCUUUUGAACGAAGUUAGUUCAUGGAGUAUACCGAGUAUUAUUGAAUGGUAUCAUCAGAUGUACAAACAUUCUCAGAUAAGUUUCCACUAUGUAUCCAAUUCACCAUGGCAACUUUUCUCCACAAUCAGGCAAUACUUUAAAGCAGUAGACCUACCACCAGGUUCAGUUCAUCUCAAGCAAUAUACCGGGAAUAUUAUAUCCAGUCUUAUGGAACCUAGUAGCUCACGGAAGAAACGAGCAUUGUAUAAGAUUUUGAAUGAUUUCCCUGAGAAAAGGUUUAUAUGUAUCGGAGAUUCUGGUGAGUAUGAUCUUGAGGCAUACGUAGAUCUUGCAAAGUCAUAUCUGGGAAAAGUUAUAAGCAUUAACAUACGAUAUGUUGUUGAUUCAUUGUCUGAUGUGGAUGAUAAGAAGAUUUUUGAUGAGUUGACGAGAUUAUUAAAGAGCAAUACCAAGCAUGGAGUAGCAUUUAUAGAUCCUGCUGCUGCUGCUGCUACCGUCAAACUUGCAUCGCCAGCUCCUGUUCAGCCUAGCUCCGGUCCAAUUAUUAUGGAAGACUUGAUUGACUUGUCUGAUGACGUUGUUGAAGCACCAAAGAAGCUUCCACCCCUCAUUCCUAAGAAGCCAAACUCACUUAAAGGAAAUACGCUCCAAAAGAAACCCCCAUUACCCAGUCGUCCUCUCCAACAUGCCCAAACAGACUCGCUACUUGUGAUUCAUCUGCCUUCACCUCCCUCUUCAUCCAGCAUUGGCUCAGAUGGCAAUUCCUUGGAUUUAUCAGACGAUGCUCCCCCUCUUCCUCGACGACCCGUACAUGCCCGUACCGAAGGAAACUGUUUUGAAGACACCAAUGACGUCAACAGUAUUAUAGAAUCACCAAGUUUCUAUGAAUUGGAAGAAAUGGAUAGGAAAGGUGCUACUUGGAUUAGACGUAUCAUUACUGCCAUGCAAGAGCUAGAGGGAACAGGUACAAGAAUUAACUUGUUUGUUGAUGACGAUAUCCUGUUUUUUGAAAAGAGUAAUUUGGAUUUGGUUGAAAUACUUAGGAGUAUACAUUAA